Molecule: messenger RNA, 3343 nt
Organism: Megalopta genalis
Lineage: Eukaryota; Metazoa; Arthropoda; Insecta; Hymenoptera; Halictidae
Gene: Trhn
Product: tryptophan hydroxylase
Biological process (GO): serotonin biosynthetic process; aromatic amino acid metabolic process
Cellular component (GO): neuron projection
Molecular function (GO): tryptophan 5-monooxygenase activity; iron ion binding
Source: RefSeq, a predicted model, not a curated record
GAUUUCUUAAUUGCCAGGAAAAUCGACUGGAAAAAUAAUUACUGAGAAAGGACGCCGGUGUCGGGGCUCGGAAAAAAGGAUAGAGAAGGCUGCAAGAGGGAGGAGGGGUAGAAGAUUCUCUUCGGGAGACCUUGCAAUCUCUUCUGCCAUUCAUCGGGCCUCGCGCCACCCACAUCUCGCGGGCUCCAGUGACGUCACAAGGAAUACAUUCUGGAACCGGCACAGUUACGGUUAAAUGGGGUGAGCCAACACUCGGCUUCAACCCCAUGGAAAGUUCUGUCCGACCAAUGGGGAAUGGCGGUACCGCCGUGCGUCGACCAAUCGCGUAGAGAUCAUCGCCGGGGAAGGACGCGUACGCAGGGGGGACCGAGGUCUUAAGAAGAGCCGAAGACGGUGGUACCGGGACACUGUUGCUUCCGGCCAUCCGAGGGUGUGAAUCAUUGAACUCCUCCGGCUCCAGCUGACCUUAUAUUCCCCUGCGAAUACUUCGGCGCGCCGAAUCGCCGAUUCGCCGAAAGUUCGAAAGAGAUCGCCGGCUGCGUCCGCCGCCGGGAAAAUAUCGAGAAGUCGAAUUUCCGAAGCACGUCGGAAGUUGCGUCGUUGUAAGUUCGAUUUCGUCGAGGUCGAGGUCGAAUCGACGGUUCGUCAUGAGUGGAUCCGGCAAAGGACUGCUGGGGGUGUGGCUCUACAGAAGAGGCGAGCACUGGACCAUCAAGGAGGGAAGCCCCAUUCACAAGGCCACCGACAUCCCCAUGGUAGAACGCAGGCCGAACAACGACGUGAAAAGUUCCGUGAUAUUUUCGUUGAAAAAUCAAGUCGGCGGCUUGGCACGAGCUCUGCAGGUCUUUCAGGAUCUAGGUGUGAACGUUGUGCACAUCGAGUCCCGGAAAUCUCUGCGUCGCGGCUCCGAGUACGAAAUCCUCGUUGACGUCGAAUGCGAUUCGAUGAGGAUGGAGCAAUUAACAAGAAUGUUGAGCCGCGAGGUAGCCGCCAUUAAUUUGGCCCAGUACGAGCAAAUGGGAAGCAUUCCGCACGGUCCGUCACUUUCCGCCGCUCCGAGUUUCGAUUUCAGCGAAGUAGACAUGCCUUGGUUCCCACGAAAAAUAGCGGACCUAGAUCAAGCUCAGAAAGUGCUUAUGUACGGAUCCGAAUUAGACGCGGAUCACCCUGGCUUCAAAGAUCCGGUGUAUCGGAAACGUCGUGAACAAUUCGCUGACAUCGCGAACAAUUAUAGAUAUGGCCAACAGAUUCCCCGUAUUCAGUAUACGGCGGAGGAAAUCAGGACAUGGGGAACCGUGUUCCGCGAGUUGCAUCAACUGUACCAGAAACACGCGUGCAAGGAGUACCUUGAAAAUUGGCCGAGGCUGGUUAAAUACUGCGGUUAUAGGGAGGACAACAUACCGCAGUUACAGGACGUAAAUACAUUCUUGAAACGUACGACCGGAUUCCAACUUCGUCCUGUGGCCGGCUAUUUGUCUCCGAGGGACUUUCUGGCAGGACUUGCUUUCCGUGUGUUUCACUGUACCCAAUAUAUUCGACACUCGUCCGAUCCCUUCUACACACCCGAACCGGAUUGCUGCCACGAAUUGUUGGGACACAUGCCGCUCCUAGCGAAUCCAAGUUUCGCGCAAUUCUCCCAGGAACUUGGACUGGCUUCCCUGGGCGCCACGGACGAGGACAUCAAUAAAUUGGCAACGCUGUACUUCUUCACCGUGGAGUUCGGUCUGUGCAAACAGGACGGCGUGCUUCGAGUGUACGGUGCCGGUUUGCUGUCUUCUGUUGCGGAACUGAAGCACGCGGUUUCCGCCCCGGAGAAAACGUUCCGCUUCGAGCCGGAAGUCACAUGCAGAAGCGAGUGCAUCAUCACCGCGUUCCAGAACAACUACUAUUACACAGACAGCUUCGAAGAGGCGAAAGAGAAAAUGCGCUCGUUCGCAAAUCAAAUAAAACGUCCCUUCGGAUUACGAUACAACCCUUACACGCAAUCCGUGGAGGUUCUCACCGACGCUCAGAAGAUCACCGCAGUGGUCAGCGAGCUCAGGGGUGAUCUUUGUAUCGUUUCGAACGCGCUGAAGAAGAUACACGAACAGGACAGCACCGUAGACGUCGAGGGGAUAACCAGCCUAUUAACUCACGGCAUCGAGUUACCGCAGGACACGUCGUCGUCCGACAGCGACAUCGACAAGAGCCCUAACGUAGAAGCGCCCCAAAAGACCGUGCAGGAUCAGGACAUGGAGUACACCUCUGACAGCAAUACGAUUGUCGCGCAAGAUUAAACGAUUCCAUUCUACGAGUAUAAAUAUCAUGUUAUGCGGUGACGCGUACUAUUAAUUAGUUUUAGAAGCAUUGUAUCUGUAAAUGUUAUGUCUGCAUGUAGCACGAAGAAGAUAAGCUAAACGAGUACCUUACGGAGAAUUCAUGCUUGUAGCGAAUUUAAAUAGAGUGUCGUUGAGAUACCGAAGUAUCUAAAAAGGUAAUAAAUACACAAUAGAUACGAACGCAUAAUAGUCGACUGGUUCGAAGUAAUUUUGGUUUUAUGAGUAUUCGACGUAUGUAACGACGUUACGAUAGUGUAAAUAGUAUGACAUAGUUGUGUACGUACAGAAAUGUAUGUAUGUACGUGCCACGUACAUCAUUGAAUCGACUACUUAUCGAUUUAUUAUUCAUAGCGACUUGAUUUUUAUCAUUUUCUCUUUCGGACACGACCGGUAGAUUACGUAUUUUGGAAUCGAACAUUUUAUUAUGUGGUAUAAUAAUAAUAUUUAUUUGGAAAAUUCAACUUUCUGUUAACUUUCUAAUAAACAUUACUGAACAUCGAUUUAGAAAAGAAAUAUAGAGAAAAAGUUGUACAACAAAUUAAAUGUAUUAUUACAGACGAGAUCUCAUCUGUGAUAUUAUAUUUUUCUUGUAUAUAUUUCAAUUGAACAUGUGGUGCUAUCUACAGCGAACCUCCCUAAGUUUAAUAUAUCCGAGUCGGUAAAACAGUCGACUUGUGCCAUAAAAAACCAUAUGAUAUACGAUCUAGUCUUAUUAUGUACAUACUGCCUCUUUGUCAAAACUCAGUGCACAAUGCAGUAUGUACAAUGAACAGUCUGGACAGACUUAGUAUAUUCUUUGUUUGUAUUUAUUUUCAACUCUGAUAUCUUUGUCUUGUUGGAGGAAUAAUUAUCUUCAAAUAUUUUAUAGAAGCUUAUCAACGCCAUUUUUGUUUGGAAAUGUGGAAUUGGUGAAACAUGUUUACCAUUUGUUCAAAUCACAAUUUUCGAAUUCACAUAUGUAAAUCAAUUCGGCGUGGUUGCCAAUGAUUUAAUUAAAGAAUAAAAAUAGUUCACUGUAACAAUAA